UCAGUGUGUGAGGUUGUGUAGAAAUAUCGCUCCCUAGGCAUGUCUAUAAAUCUCGUUAACGGGAUCUUAUUUUGAUGUGCAACGUCUUUCUGAUAAUCAAUAAUGACUAUCAUAGUGUUUUUAAUUGACACAUCUGGUUCUAUGAAUCAGAAAACAUUUAUUGGGGCAAGACCAACGUUAUUGGAUGUAGCAAAAGGCGCCGUGGAGAGUUUCGUAAAGUUACGACAGCGGUGCCCGGACAGCCGAGGCGACCGCUACAUGCUUUUCACUGCAGAAGAUCCGCCCAACCAUAUCAAGGCGGGCUGGAAGGAAAACCUGGCCACAUUCAUGAACGAACUGAAGAACAUCCGUGCCACGGGCCUCAGCACCAUAGGGCCGGCCAUCAGGAAUGUGUUUGAUGUUCUCAACAUCAACAGAAUGCAGUCAGGUAUCGACACGUAUGGCGCAGGCAGGUCGCCCUUCUUCCUCGAGCCGUCCCUGAUCGUCGUCAUCACGGACGGUGGGCGCCUCACCGCCCCCGCCGGCGUCCAGGACGAGAUGUUCAGUGGACACAAGAGCUCCAGCAUCCCUGGGGCUGAGCUAACGCGGGAGAUGUACAGAUGGGACCAGCGGUUGUUUGCUCUCGUACUACGCCUGACUGGCACCCCCGCCCAGGACCCGCCCCCUCCUCCUACGCCCCCCAACGGCGGCAGCGCCAGCGCCUGCAGCAGCAUCGUCCCCAGCGACAACUCCCACCUGGACCGUCUCUGCGACGCCACGGGAGGUCGUUCGUACUGCGUGCGCAGUCACCGCGUGUUCCAGAACUGCGUGGAGAGUCUCGUGGGGAAGGUGCAGAGCGGCGUCGUCAUCAGCUUUGAGAAGAGCGGUCCUGACCCACCUCCUGUAGUGCAUGAAGGCAAAGACGCGCCGCUGCCUGACAUCGUCGAGGUCGACAAAGAGAACAUCUACGGCAGCAACUCUGACAACUAUGCUUCUGGCAGCUCCCAGAGCAACGGUCACAGCUCCUCGACGCCAUUAAAUGCCUCAGGUUGUUCUAACAACCACACCGUCACCACCACCAGCAGUGGUAGCACCACCACCAUACCACCACCAGCGUGGUACAACUGCCGUAAGAUGAUAUACGUACCAAGACCUGCACAACGAGGAAGUCCUACAGGGUUCUGGCCCAUUCCGGAGUCCUUCUGGCCUGACAUCCAUACGGCCACACUCCCCGCUCGCUCGGCCCACCCGAACGUGAAGUUCACGUGCACCAGCCAGGAGCCCAUGGUCAUAGACAACUUACCAUUCGACAAGUACGAGCUCGAGCCUUCCCCUCUGACGCAGUUCAUCCUACACCGGCGCCAGCCCACCGUCUGUUGGCAGGUGUUCGUGGCGAACAGCAGCAGCGUGAAGAACAGCGACGCAGGUCACCCGUUCGGGUACCUGAAGGCGAGCACGUCGCUGUCAUGCGUGAACCUGUUCGUGAUGCCCUACAACUACCCUGUGCUGCUACCACUGCUGGAGGACCUGUUUAAAACUCACAGACAGAAACCCAGCAAGGAGUGGAGGCAGCAGUUCGAUACCUACCUUAGGACCAUGCCGCCCUACUAUGCUAAUCCCCUGCGUCGUGCCCUGGCCCGCAUGGGCGCCCACAACCUGGUGCCCGACAACCUGGACAACUGCCUCAGCUUCCAGGUCUCGAACCACCUCAAGAAGCUCAAGAACCAGGGCAAGGUUGAGUACGACCGCAUCUGUGCUGAGGUGGAGAAGCGCGUGAGCAGCGUUAGCGCCGGCAGCAGCAGCUCCUGCAACCUGGGGGACCACAACGGCCUGGUGAAGGUGGUGAUGAAGAGACCGCUGCCCCGACACCUUACUUCCAACCAUACACUUCAUGGUCCGCUGUCACAUUUACGGGAGCAAGUGAACGAGUUCAACAAUUUCCACAUCGUGCUGAGCACAGACUCGUUGACUGCCCCAUCCUUGGGGGGGCCUGGGGCGCCCCCUUCCGUCACGGGGGGCGGGGGCACUGCCCCCCAAAUGUACAGAAACCCGUUCGAUAUUUCCAGACACUCGCUGCUGGAUCAGCUCGCUAGAAUGCGAGCAAACUUUUUGCAGCCGAGUGUGGCGAACCUGCUACUGGACCGCGACCAGGACCAGCUACACUGCCGCCCUAUCGGCCAGAUGGGCAACUAUCAGGACUACCUGAAGAAGAUGCCCCCUGCGCUGCGGGAGAUCGAGAGCACCCCUGUACGGCAGCACAUGUUCGGCAACCCGUUCAAGAUAGACAAGAAAAUGUCGAUGGUGGUUGACGAAGCGGACGUGGACCUGCCUGGGGGAGGAGCAAGUGGGGGAGCUGGGGGCUCUGCUGGGGGAGGUAGGGGGACCAAGAGAGGCUCCUCUGACCCUGGGCCUUCGAUGGCCUCAGGAGGCCCUGGCCUAAGGCCCACCGUCAAGAGAAAAAGAGGCCCACUGCCCUCCGACGCGUGUUACAGCCGCCUGCUGUUCACUCCCCCCAACUCCCCCCAGCACUUCGGGGGAGUGGAUGCUGCGUAUCCCCCACCUAUGGUUGCCGCUACUCCCCCUCCCUCAACUCAACCCCCUCCUCCUCCCCCGGCCCCCAUGGACCUCCCCCCAUCUGUGGUGACCCCAAGACUAGCCCCUCACCCCCCGGGGUACGAUCCCCUCCACCACCUUCACCCAACCCCUCCCCCAACCCUACACCAACCCCACGGCAACGCUAACGCUGCCGUCCCAGGUACGAACAACAUGGCCCCUUCCCCCACCGUCUUCACCCCUCCUGUGGGGGGCGUGAUGGGGGGCAUCGCAGCCCCCGUGGGGGGCCCUUGUUCCCCCCCGCCUUCCCCCGCGUCCCCUCACAUCAGUCCCUCAAAUCCCCAAGCUAAUGAGGAAGACAUGCAUCUCAAUGGAGGUGGGGACGUGGAGCCUGCACCGGCUGGGGACGUGGGGAAGGGACGAGGGCUGUCCCGCCCUCCCCUCGCCGCCAUGCACAACCAACAAGUGCUCCUGACGUCUCCGGACAGCUCUCCGCUACAACCAUCUUCUCCUCCCCACUCCCCCACCACUCCACCCCCUGCAUUACCCCCACUCCGAGCCCCCUUGUCACCUCCCUCUGCCCCUUACCCCUUAGCAGUGACGUCACAAGAUCCAUUUUCAGGACAACGAAAUCUAAUUUCUCCUGCAGUUUCAUCUCAAGAAAUUCAGCGUUUAAAUUCAGGCGUACAAACGUCGCAAGAAAUUCAGCGUCUCAACUCAGGGGUGCCAGAGAGUGCUGGAAGUCAGCGGCCAGCUGCUGGUGCUGCCUUACAGCGUCAGGAGCCGCUGACAAACCAGCGUCAGGUCGUCGUGUCCAAUCAGCUGUUGUUCCAAGACACUGCUGACGCUGCCAGCCACAACCGCAUGCUGCUGCUGACGCUGUACAAGGACGUUAAGCGACCGGGCCGAAACUACGGGCCGCUGUUGUCUCGCUUAUCAACGGUCCAGGGCAGCGUGGAGAGCAGAAUACGCUUAUUGAAGGCCGUGAUGCAUGAAGCCAGUCGCUUCAAGCGCCACUCUCUCAUCAAGCUUCUUGAUGAAUACAUGAUGCAGCAGCAGCGCCAGCACCGCGGUGCCAUCAACGGCACCACCAACAACCCUGGCGCGUCCUUACGCAUGAAUGGCCACACCAGAUGAGGGCUGCAGGUGACGAGUUCGUGAAGGAAAGUGACGAGUUCGUGAAGGAAAGUGACGAGUUCGUGAAGAAUUGGUGAAGGAAAGUGACGAAUUCAUGAAGGAAUGUGAAGAAAAGUAACGAAUUAGUCAAGGAAAGUGAAGAAUUAGUGAAGGAAUGUGACUAAUUAUUGAAGGAUAGGUAGUGACGAAUUGGUGAAGUUAGUGACGAAUUGGUGAAGGAAAGUGACGAUUUCGUGAAGAAAUGUUAAGAACUAUUGGAGGAAAGUGGCAAACUCUGGAAGUAGGAACUUUUUGAGACAGCAGAACCAGUAUGAUAAUCUAUAAUAAUUCUGUCAACUCUGAAAUGUCGGCAUCUGCAUCGGCAUUAGCACUCCUGAGGCAUCUCGCAUCGGCAUCUAAUCGGCAUUCGCCAAAUUAGAUCAGUUCUAUAGUGGAAAAUUUGUAAGCUUGCUUUGUGAGUUAGAAAAUCAUCAGAUUCCGUGCUCCAGAGAUCGUCGUUGGUUUCGGAAAAACAUUUCUUCUCAUGAGGGUCAACUGAAAAGAAAUUGGUUCAAUGACUUCUGUUGGCUUGAUGAAAAAUUCCAAUUCUGAAGUUACUUUCACCAUCGAUGAAGGUAAUUCUACGGGAAUUAUAUAUAGGUAUAUAUAUAAAUCUAUCAUGUUUAUUGAAGACGAAGACCAUGAUGCAUCAAAUAGGCCUUGGAGAAUUAACGCACGAGAAUCAAAUUACCGUAUGUGCACCUAAGGCCUUCAUCAACUCCCUCAAUACUUGUCUUCAAGAUACAAGUUAUUUUCCUUCGCAGAAUUGGAAAUUUCUCAAAGAGAAAUCGCAUUUUUGCAGCAGCAGAUUUAGUUAGACUUUUUUUAUUUGAUUCGCUUAUUUAUGCGUUUCAUGUAAAUUUAUUUUAAUGGACGCAACUGCCUUCACCAAAGCCGCCAUCACACAAUAGUUUUGUAUGUAAUUUUAUUAACAUUCUUGAUCUGUUGCUUGCAGUUUCUAUUGUGAACAUCCAAUAGUAGUUUCUUCUUGUAAUUAUAAUCUAUUUGUAGGUACACAAGUUGCAGUUCAUGUUAUCUUUUUAUUACUUUUUCAGUUUUUGACCUUACACUUUCCAUGGUUUCUUAAAGCUUCAAGUUUAGACAAAGCGCCUCCUGAGAGGGAGAGCUUGAAGCUGACUGUCACUGCCAUUCAUUUUCUCGCCUUCUGUUUGGGGCAGACAUUUUUACUUUGGUAUUGUAGAAAAAUGAUAUUCUGAUGCGAAUUUACAUUAAAGUAUUUAUAAUAUCAAUGUCCGACGCCUUAAGAGCAUUAAUACUUUUUGUCAUAAUUCUGUUCUGCAUUUCAUUUCUCGCCGCUUGAGGGAAAGGUUUUAAUUACUAUUUUUCAAUGGUCUGAUUUGGGAUGACAUUUUCGGUGCCACUUCGGGGAACUUAAUUGUUUUAAAAGAACUUUGUUUUGGGAAUUGAUAUUCGAUUGUGCUUUCUAUGUUAGGGUAUAAAGGGUCUUCAGGGUAAAAGAGAGGGGUAUAUAUAAUGGUUCCACAGUAUACAAUGCCGACAUAAAAGGUAUGCUAUAUUUUUAGGGUAAAAUGCUGGGGUAUAGUGGCUCCAUCGCGUAUAUGGCUGUAGUAUAUAGAGGUAUCCUAGGUUCACGGUCAGCAUUGAAAGGCGUAGAUAUUGAAUCAUGAUUUAUAUGCAUUGAAUCAUAAGCGUUUUAGAAGUCUUCAGUCAAUUGUUUAAAUUAUUUUUGAAGUGUUGCAAACAAGACAUUUGUAGAUAGCCUACCCAUCACGGUACAGGGAUCAUUUAUCGAUUUUCUUGAAUGUUAUUAUGAAUGUUUUUUCACCGACUAUGUACAAACUUAGUUCGUAAGAUUGUACAGGACUUGAUAGUGAUUUGUACAGACGAGUCAGUAGCCUUUCACAGUUUGUAGGAUUUGCUAGCUGUAGGAUUAGGCUCGUAGAAAAAGCUGAAUAGAAAUGAUUUCACAAUGAAAACAUAUUUGUGGAGGAAUUCUGCUCUCUCAUACACUUUUUUUAUUUCAAUUUCUUUAUACCCUAGAGGGUAUUCAAGCAACAGAAUUGUAAGCUUCGUUUUUUUAUUACCGUUUUUUCCUCGCAUUUUCCGUUUUUUUUAUUAGCUGAUUAAUUAUGAACAUAAAUACCGUAUCCUGGCAAUGUUACGGUAAAGCGUUGAUUACUCUAAUGCGCUGCAGAGUUAUUUGAUCGGCGAGUCUUUGCAACGAAGAUUAGUUAGAAAAUUUUCACUGUUACUCAUUACGAUCAUCAAGCGUGUCAUCGUGACCCAGUUCGCGUCGUACGUAUCAGUGCUACGUCCGUUCUCUGCU
Molecule: messenger RNA, 6016 nt
Organism: Hyalella azteca
Lineage: Eukaryota; Metazoa; Arthropoda; Malacostraca; Amphipoda; Hyalellidae
Gene: IntS6
Product: integrator complex subunit 6
Exons: 21
Coding region: 103-3669 (1188 amino acids)
Biological process (GO): snRNA 3'-end processing
Cellular component (GO): integrator complex
Source: RefSeq, a predicted model, not a curated record